Molecule: messenger RNA, 457 nt
Organism: Parathielavia appendiculata
Lineage: Eukaryota; Fungi; Ascomycota; Sordariomycetes; Sordariales; Chaetomiaceae
Exons: 1
Coding region: 165-368 (67 amino acids)
Source: RefSeq, a predicted model, not a curated record
GUCCAGCUUCCAGCUUCCCACCCGUCCGGAAAUGUACACCUAUUGUCGAGCAUUGCUCUCACAUGCAUUGCAGUCUAUUGCCAUUCUGACUGCAUAAUUGUCAACUUCUCUUCAAUCCAACAUCCUCCUGGCGUGAUCAGGGCAGCAUAGCCAAGAUCGCCGCAAUGGGGAGGACUCAGCAGCCGUACUUGUAUGACGCAGUCCGGAAGGACGAUGAUCGAUUUCCAACAGCUCCAUUUGACCCGAAAGCAGUGACUCGGGCGAGUCACGAGAAAAAGAAGCCGCAACCCAAGCCCGACGGGCCGCUUGUCUCAGUCAACCGCCAUCCCGAGUAUGCCUCUCUUGUUGACAUUCCACUCCAUGACUGAGUUACAUUCUAUCGGCAAUGCAUCUCUUCUUAGAGCAUGACUAACGUCAGCCAUGGACAGUGCUCACAUGGUGCCUAGCGGUCGAUCCA